Messenger RNA from Trichomycterus rosablanca, 4399 nucleotides. RefSeq names its product aryl hydrocarbon receptor nuclear translocator (gene arnt). The record is from RefSeq and is a predicted model, not a curated record. The transcript has 21 exons. Lineage: Eukaryota; Metazoa; Chordata; Actinopteri; Siluriformes; Trichomycteridae. Gene Ontology annotation, molecular function: DNA-binding transcription factor activity, RNA polymerase II-specific; protein dimerization activity; RNA polymerase II cis-regulatory region sequence-specific DNA binding. The coding region runs from base 199 to 2412 and encodes 737 amino acids. Gene Ontology annotation, cellular component: cytoplasm; nucleus; aryl hydrocarbon receptor complex. Gene Ontology annotation, biological process: regulation of transcription by RNA polymerase II.
UGUUACAUCAGCAGGGGGUUUAAACGGAAAACACUACGGGACACCUUUUUUAAAAGAAAAAAACAAUGUCAGGGAACCAAAAUGAUUGAUCUUAAAUCGUGAUUUUAUUUUAUUAACAUUCUGCUGUUUGAGAAAGAGGAGGAAAACAGUUCCUUCGGGUGAUAUCUACGAGUUUUGUUUAUGUCUUAGCAGUCGAACAUGGCUUCCAGUUCAGACAUAUCUGAAGGGCCUUCACUGGGAAUGGCAGUGCCAAGUGGAUCUCAUGGCAAUGCCGUCGUACCAAAGGGAGGCAGCAAACGCUCUGCUCCUUCUGAUUUUGAUGAUGAUGAUGAUGAUGAUGAUGGAGGGAAACUCUUCAGGUGUGAUGAUGAAGGCAACAGUGGCAAUGACAAGGAACGCUUUGCCAGGGAGAACCACAGUGAGAUCGAGCGGCGUCGGCGGACCAAAAUGACCGCCUACAUCUCAGAGCUUUCGGAGAUGGUGCCAACCUGUAACGCGUUGGCACGGAAACCAGACAAGCUCACCAUCCUGCGCAUGGCUGUGACUCACAUGAAGUCUCUGAAGGGCAGCGGCAACACGGGCACUGACGGCACCUACAAACCUUCAUUCCUUACAGAUCAGGAGUUGAAGCACCUAAUUUUGGAAGCAGCAGACGGCUUCCUGUUUGUGGCGUCAUGUGAAAGUGGACGUGUGGUGUAUGUGUCUGACUCCGUCACGCCCGUGUUGAACCAGACUCAGUCUGAUUGGCUGGGUUCAUCUCUGUAUGAUCAGCUCCACCCUGAUGAUAAGGACAAACUGAGAGAGCAACUUUCCACCAGUGAGAGCAACAACACAGGGCGAAUGCUGGAUCUGAAGACAGGAACAGUGAAGAAGGAAGGAAGCCAGUCAUCCGUUAGGAUUAGUAUGGGUGCGCGGCGCUCCUUCAUCUGCAGAAUGAGGUGUGGCGUGAGCCCUGUAGAGCCAGUGUCCAUGAACAGACUCAGCUGUCUGAAGAACAGAAACAGGAGUGGUUUGGGUCCCGCUAAAGAGGGAGAACCUCAGUAUGUGGUGGUGCAUUGUACAGGAUACAUCCGAACCUGGCCUCCUGGAGGUGUUUCUCUUUCUGAAGAAGAUUCUGAGGGUGGACAGGGAAACCGCUACUGUCUGGUUGCCAUCGGAAGGCUGCAGGUAACGUGUUGCCCCCUUGACAACAGCAUCAGCACAAUUAGUGUACCGGUGGAGUUUAUUUCCCGCCACAACUGCCAAGGAAUAUUUAUAUUUGUAGAUCAUCGCAGUUUGGCUACAGUGGGCUACCAGCCUCAGGAACUUCUGGGAAAGAGCUUUCUUGAAUUGUCUCAUCAAGAAGACCAUGGUUUACUAAGAGACAGUCUACAGCAGGUGGUGAAACACAGAGGUCAGGUUCUGUCUGUCAUGUUCCGCUUCCGUGUCAAAUCGAACGAGUGGAUCAUCAUGAGGACGAGCUUGUUUACGUUCCAUAACCCGUACUCGGAGGAGAUUGAGUACAUCAUGUGUACCAACACUAAUGUCAAUAAAGCUCCAAAUCAGGAUGCUCUGUCCCCUCUCUCCUCACCCAGGGGGGCAUUACCCCCCUCUCUGGGGCAGAACAGCCCCGUCUCCAGUCCGGGUCAGAUAAACCAUGCCAGGCAGCUUCAGCAGCAGCAGGCCGAGCUGGAGGGAGGAGGAGGGGAAAUGUACGAGGCCGGACAGGUAGCACUUCCUCAGGUUCCAGUGCAGCCAAUUGGAACAGAUCCCAAUCAUUCCAAGGUUCUGUCCUCCAGUGCUCCCCAUAAUGGACAGCAGGUUUAUCCACCGUCUGCCACAUUCAGUGCCAGCACCCGACCAAAUGAGUCCUACAGAGCCCCUUCCUCUGCUGGUCAGAUGUUGGCCCACAUGUCCCGUCAGAAUGUCCCCUCCAGUCUACCAGUAAAUAGCAGCAGCUCCAUCCAAACACAUGGUGGAAAUACAGCGCCACCUGCAGCCUGGACACAGCCACGCGCCCCCUUCAACACACAGCAGGCAGGGAAGAAUCAGUCACCCCAGUUUACCAUGGGAACAUUCAGCUCUGCCCCUUCAUCCUCUGCAUCUUCGUCUUUUGGCCAGAUGGGUGGAGCUCCUAAUGUUCCCUCCAACACACCCACUUACCCACAGAUAAAUGCUCGCAACCACCAGGCCAGUAACGGAUACGGUGACGUAGGUCAGUCAGGGCCACAGUUCACCUCCAGACCAGCAGAGGCAGCAGCGUGGCAGCAGUGGCCAACUCAACCACACACACAGAACACAGCAGACACACAUCCUCAUCUACAGAGCCAAGCCGAGAUGUUUCCUGAUGUUCUUUCCAUGUUGGAUUCAUCUGCAAACUUCAACAAUGAAGACUUUCCUGAAAUGCCCAUGUUUCCUCCUUUCCCUGAGUGAUGCCAGUCACCCUCUUCUAGCAUCCUGUUCUUUCUCUCUUCUCUACUUUAUCAGUCAUGGAUGUGAGGAUGACCUGAUGAGAGAUUGUAGGAGGAUUUUCUUUGCUUUGGGGUUUAAAGCCGUAGUGUCGAGUUUGGUUCCUCAGGUGAGGAGGCGGCUGUCUUCUAAAAACAUGCACAAGUGCACAUAGUGAGCACAAUCAGUCCAACACACUGAGUUUUGUUUCCCUUACCGGCCCCCAAAAACGCACAAAUGCACACACACAGACACAUAGGUGUGUUUAUCCAGAGAGAGUUCUUGGUGUGUGCUGAUAAUUUUUGUAUCUUUAGUUAUGCACGCACAAAUUGGUUGGUAAACUGGACUUGUGUAAUUCUCAUAGGUAGUUCUGUUACUGUUGCCACAUCAAUGUAUAAACAUCUGUCUGGUAGGACAUAUUAGAAAUAUUUAUAAUAAAUCAUUAAUAAAUAUGAAUAUUAAUAAUACAUGUAGGUGUAGCAACAUACACUAUAUGGACAAAAGUAUUGGGGCACCCCUUCUUAUAUCUGAAUUCAUUUAUUUAGGCCUCAACAAUUGCUAAGAGGUGUAAUAAAUCAGUCAUAUAAAAGAAAUUAUAUGCUUCCAACUUUGCAGCAGUUUAGGGAAGGCCCUUUCCUUUUCUUUUAGCUGUUAAGCAGGGGUAAAAAGAUGCUUUCCUCCAACAGACGCUACAGCUUGUGUCGGUUGAGCAUCCGGCCAGGCCGGUGGUACCACCAUUCCUCAAAGUUAGUUAAGUCCCAGUGGAUGAGUCCUGGUGUAGACUUGGACUGCAACACACGUCAAGGGCCUUGAUCUGCAUUUGCUAUUAGGCAGCUUUGAUCUAUAAGAGUCGGUGUGUUGAAAAAUUUAUUAAGAUUAGACAGCCAUAUUAAAUAUUGUGAUAUAUUGGUUGAGUGAUUAUCAGCACAUACCCAGUAACCUAAAUGUGAUGAAUUUCGGGAUGUUAGUAAUAUUAUUGCACUGCCUUCUUCUACAUAUAACAAUUUAAACUUCUCAGUUGUUUUUAUACCAUGAAGCAAUAAUUGUGAUCAGUGAUAUUUCAUUUAUAAGUUUGUUUUAAUAACAAUUUUAAUUCAUUUUAUCGAUAUCUUGUGUCUUAAUUCAAAACAACGACACAGACAUUCAGGGUUUUUUGUGUGUUUUCAUUCACGUUUUUAAGGUUUUCUAAAGUGGUUCCAAAAUUUUCUACUCCGAUUUUAACUUUAGAGGAAACAUUAUUGCUGUAGAAUAAUUUUCUUAAGUGAGUUAACAGGGUUCAGACGUUUGAAUUUGCAAGUUGGCAAUCAAGAAAAAAGUCAUUACUGAUAUUAAAAUCUCAUUCUGUCCACUAAACUACCUACCUGUCUCAUUUGCAUAUGCACACUAGCCAAACAGCAUUUAAUUAAAUUAAUAUUAAGAACCUUUUAUUAAUUUCUCUUUUGCCAUUUUAAAUUCCAAUUCGAAAAUCUAACUUAAAUUCGAAAAUAAUUGGAAUGUGUGUUUGUAUCUCGUUUUGCGUUUUAUUAGUUAUGUGAACCUGUUGACCUUAUUUGCAUAUGCAAAAUCUACAACUCUGUAGCUGAAUGUAAAAAUCUUCAAGUACACAUUUAGUAUUUUAGAAAUACUAAACCUUGACACUUCACAUCGAUGCUUUUAAACUAUUUGCUUAUGUGUCGCUUGUUUGAAUAUUUUUCUUUUUUUAAUAUUUAGGCUUUUGUAACUGAAUUAAUGUGUAAUGAUUCAGCUGCAUGUUUUGGGGUCUGUUUGGGGUCUAAUUUGCAUAUGUAAAUGAGCUAGGCAGAGAUGAGGCGAGUCGUAGGUGAUUUAUUGGCAAUUUACUUCUGUUUUUAUUGAUUUUUAUUGUAAAUCUUAGUGAAAAAAUUACACACAGACAUGAAAAUAUGAUGUAAAUGAAAAUGUUUCAGAAAUGUUGUUUGGCCUUUUGUAUUAAAUUGUUUUACUGUCAAAAACA